AUGAGCGUUGCAAUCGAAGCCGGGCUUGCCGACGGCGAUGGCGGGGUCUCGCCCAAGCACAAAAUGACCCCGCGGCCACUGAGAUCCUCGCGCGUGUCACCGCCGCCUGUGACACCAGCGGCAACGACAACUCCAGCAGUUCCUGCGGGGACGGCUACCCACGAAGACAGUGAAGAGGCAGCACAGAGCCAUGAAGCAUCUGCCCCGGAGCCGUUUCCGCCCAUGACAAGUCCAAAUAUGAGCAGGAAUAGACUGAACUCCUUCAGCUUGCGGACAGACCCGGACGCCCAGGCAACCGUAACCGACUUCCUCGACUUUACCGAAUACCUACCCUCCGACAUGACACGGUCUCUGACGCUUAUUGGCAAGCUUGACGACGCCUACAUCGAUGCGUCGACCAAUGUGCACAAGCUGACGGAACUCUGGGGCCAGCUGCCCAACACACCUGCCGGCACCCGUCCCUCCGCCACAAAACUGCGGGCUGACAUCUCCGACAACCUCAACCAGGGCAUUAGCGCACGCGUCUAUGCCCACGCAGAAGCUCUGCGGAUGGCCGAGAACGUCAACCGACACUACUUUCGUGCCAAAACCAUUCUGGCCAAGCUGCGUACGAUGCUGGAGAAUUACCCCGAGGCCGAGCAGCAGCAGCAGGCACAGCUGCAACAGAAACAGCAGCAGCAGCAGCAGCAGCGCGAACAGGAGCAGCGGCAGCUUCAGAACCAGCAGUCGAAGCCCAAGAAGAGCAACGGCCAGCAGCGGAUGCGGCGGCAACGUGUGCCCCGCAUCACGGUGCCCGGCGAGGUCCUGGCGCCCUACGACUUGGAUUACGAAUCCUACAGCGGUGAGAGCGACAUCAGCUCACCAUCAUCCGACGACGAGUCGCCGCCGCCCACCACGAUGCGGCGGAAGUCGACACCCGCCGCACAAUCUCGGCUCAAGGGCCUUAAGGGGACAGGCGCCGGGGGUGUUGGCGUGGGCCACGGCGGGUCCUCGUCGUCCUUCUACCCACCCAAGAUUCCCAAAGUGCGCGUGCCGCGCGAGUCGCGGGUGCCUGGCCAGCCGUAUAUUUCAACCAGCUCGGCACUGGCUCGGCUGAAACCACCACCCGAAAAUGCCGUGAUCGGAAGCGCAGAUGCGCCCUGGCUGCGGCUGACGGCCUAUGAGCUGGCAAAGCUCAGAAAGCGCAUGAAGAAGAACGCACAAUGGUCACCGAGUGAGACCAUGAUUGCCAGGGAGCUCAAGGCGCUCGGCCGCAACCUGGAUGCCUUCAACCAGGCACGCAAGCGGGCCGAAGCGGAAGGCCGUGUGUUUGAAGGUGUCAUCCCAGAAUCGCCGCUGGAACUGAGUGCCUCGAGUGCCGACGCUGCUCUUGCCGGCGAAGACAACCAAGUAGAGGGCCAGGGCAUAAAGUUGAACGACACCAAGAAGUCGAAGAACGACCUGGGCCAGCUCGCUGCGCGAGAGGCGGAGGAGUCUACCCGGAGGAUGAUGGAAGCAGCGCGUGCCAUCUUUUCGCCGUAUCCUAGCGCGACACCGGAUGCAGCGGCAGCUGGAUCAGGCAGCCUCUCUGCAAGAGCCACCACACCAGCAGUCACGAGUGCAACCACGCGGAAGCGCAAGCGAGAGGGGCCGGUGGAUGUCGCAGACACAGUGGAGGGUGUUGAUGCUGGGGCAAGCGAAGCAGCGACACCGCUACCCACGUCCCAACGUCAACUACAGAAGCGGAUCAAAACGGAGACGCCAGUGCCGAUUCCUCAGCACACUGCGGGCUCGGCGCCGCCGCACGAUGCCAGCAACAAUAACCUGGCCACGCCGGCUCCCCAACGCGCGCGUCUCUCCAUGACGCCCGUGCAUGCACCUGUUUUGGGCCAGGGAAACGGUGGCGGUGCUGCAGCAUCGCAAGAUGCGAGCGCAAAUGCACCGCAGUCGAGACAGUCCACAACCAUGUCAUCACCCCUCUCGAGUGGAGCAUCGAGCCAGUCGGUGGCGGGCUAUGGCACUACGACGACGACGACGGUGCCUCUCAAACCGCCGGCCGAGACGCCUAUCCACCCACCUAUGCACAAGUCGACGACUCCCAUCCACCCUCCCGUUCGAGAACUACGGACGCGGGAGCCGAUGCGGAAGGAUCUUCCAUUGCAUCAACAGCACAAUGGUACGGUCGCCGGUGAGGAUGCGUCCGAAGACCUGGCUGUGCCGCUACGGGCAUCCCGGUCGUCGUCACGGGCCUUGACACCCAACACCGUGAACCCCACGAACGCCUUGGGCAUCAUGGGCACGGUGCUGCCGACAACCGAGGGUCCAGCAGCCGGUGCGAUGCUGACGACGGCAGGGCCGUCGACGACUAUGACGCGUCGUGCGUCGCGCGGCGUGUCGGCGGCGCCGCCGAAUGUCGGUGCGAAUGCUGACGGUCCUGGCCCGUCCUUGGCUGCCGAGCGCCCACGGCGCGCCAGCACGGCACACAACACGCCUGUCCCAGACGGUUUCCGCCAGACGGGGGGUACAAGCGGCGGCAAGCGCGUCAAACGACCCGCACCGGGCGUGGUCAGCCGGACCAGCUCAGGCGGUAGCGCCGCCGUGGGCCAGCGGAAGGCAGCGCCCCGGAAGAAGCGAGGAUCGAACGCGCACCAGCAACGGCGGGACAGCCGCGGCAAGUCGACGGACGGCGACGAGGUCGAGGUCGACGAUGACGGCAACGUCAUUGAUGCCAACGAGCCGCGCUACUGCGUUUGCAACCGGGUCAGCUUCGGCACGAUGAUCCAGUGCGAUAAUGUUGAUAAUUGCAAGCAGGAAUGGUUCCACCUGGAGUGUGUCGGCUUGACGGCCGUGCCGGCGCGGACGACCAAGUGGUAUUGUCCAGACUGCCGCGUGCUGCUCAACAUUGGCGAGAAGGGUGAGGUGAGCGCCCGCGGCGUCAAGAUGUGA
Sporothrix brasiliensis 5110 is the source of this 2925-nucleotide messenger RNA. RefSeq lists its product as uncharacterized. Lineage: Eukaryota; Fungi; Ascomycota; Sordariomycetes; Ophiostomatales; Ophiostomataceae. Gene Ontology annotation, biological process: regulation of DNA-templated transcription. Gene Ontology annotation, cellular component: nucleus; Rpd3L complex; Rpd3L-Expanded complex. The transcript has 2 exons. Bases 1 to 2925 code for a protein of 974 amino acids. The record is from RefSeq and is a predicted model, not a curated record.